CUACAACAAAACAUGGGCCGAAUAUCUUCACGGAUUCGAAAUUGGAGAAUGGCACUGGUGGUUAGGAUUGGAAAAUAUCCUGGCGUUUAACCAGAUGGGACACCGGACUAUUGUCUUGUGUAUUGUUCUUGACAGCGGCAACUUCGCCUGGGAAUUUCGUCACGAGAAUUUCACAGUCAAUGAAGCAAGUUCAGGGUUUUCCUUCACCUCAGAUUUCAAAUCCAACAUCAGCUAUGGGCCGUACCCGAUGAGCACACUAUACACUCCAGAAGACAUCAUCAGAAUGAGCCAGGGCGUUCCAUUCUCCUCCCCCGAUAUAGACAGGGACAACGACAUCAACAGCUGUGCUGCCCUGCACGGCGCAGGAUGGUGGUUCAACAACUGCGCGGCUGGUCAAGACUUGAACCCACUCGGCUUUUUACCCAGUGUAAUGAAUGAGCCAACUGAAUAUAACAGACUACUAAUCCCGGGAGUAAAGACUGACGAUCGGGAGUUUGUAAAUAACUUUGAGUCUUUCUUGCUCAUAUUUGUAGACUAA
This is a messenger RNA of Candidula unifasciata, 538 nucleotides long. NCBI's taxonomy places the organism in Eukaryota, Metazoa, Mollusca, Gastropoda, Stylommatophora, Geomitridae. The record is from the annotation of a GenBank genome assembly.